Chondrus crispus (carragheen) is the source of this 336-nucleotide messenger RNA. Its product is annotated as 60S ribosomal protein L30. The record is from RefSeq and is a predicted model, not a curated record. Gene Ontology annotation, molecular function: structural constituent of ribosome; RNA binding. The transcript is spliced from 2 exons. Gene Ontology annotation, cellular component: cytosolic large ribosomal subunit. The coding region runs from base 1 to 336 and encodes 111 amino acids. NCBI's taxonomy places the organism in Eukaryota, Rhodophyta, Florideophyceae, Gigartinales, Gigartinaceae.
AUGGUCAAAGCGAAGAAGAAGACGACGGAGAACGUCAACGCCCGUCUCGCACUUGUCGUCAAGUCCGGCAAGUACACCCUCGGUUUCAAGUCAACAAUCAAGACUUUGAGAUCCGGCAAGGCCAAGCUCAUUCUCAUCGCCUCCAACACCGCCCCGCUCAGAAAGUCAGAGCUCGAGUACUACGCGAUGCUUGCGAAGUGCCAAGUGCACCAUUUCCAGGGAAACAACAUCGAUCUCGGCACCGCCUGUGGAAGAUACUUCAGGACAAGCGCAAUGGCGAUCACCGACCCGGGAGACAGCGAAAUCGACUCCGUCUUCCUGAACCAGGAGAGUUAG